Molecule: messenger RNA, 1561 nt
Organism: Halichondria panicea
Lineage: Eukaryota; Metazoa; Porifera; Demospongiae; Suberitida; Halichondriidae
Exons: 13
Coding region: 202-1356 (384 amino acids)
Biological process (GO): glycoside catabolic process; oligosaccharide metabolic process
Cellular component (GO): cytoplasm
Molecular function (GO): alpha-galactosidase activity
Source: RefSeq, a predicted model, not a curated record
CCCACCCCCCUUUCCUUCAAAGGUCGGUUAAUGUGCAUCACUGCGCAAGAAAUGGCUCAAAGCUUUCCUCUGAUCGUUAUUGUACUCUCUCUGGUUGCUGUGGGGCUAGGACUGGACAAUGGGCUAGGUGAGAUGCUACACUGAGCUAUAAUAUAAAACUAAGGUAUCUAUGCAUGCAAUGUCCCAGGUCUCACUCCUCCCAUGGGUUGGAACACCUGGUGUACACUGGGGAGAUGUGGACGUGACUACUGCGACAGUAAGGAAAUCAUGUCCAUCGCUGAUGCCAUGGUGGCAAAUGGCAUGCAGGCAUUUGGUUAUGAGUACAUCAACAUGGACGACUGUUGGGCUGAUCACAGAGACUCCAACGGGAAUAUUGUGCCUGACAAAAAUCGAUUCCCAGAUGGACUGAUGCCUGUAAUUCAGUAUGUGAACAGCAAAGGAUUUAAGUUUGGGCUGUACACAGAUGCAGGAGUGUACACAUGCAGCCAGGGAGGUAGAGACCACAAGAUCCCCGGUAGCUAUGGAUACUACGAGCAGGACGCUAAGACGUACGCACAGUGGGGUGUUGAAUACGUUAAGAUGGAUUGGUGUAACACUAAAGUCAAUGGCACUGAACUUGAUCCAAAGGUCCAAUACGCGCAAAUGUCGAAGGCCCUGAAUGAAACUGGAAAAUCUAUCUUCUUCAACUCUUGCGAAUGGGGUGUGGAAGAUCCAUGGGAGUGGAUGGCGCAGUAUGCCAAUUCCUGGAGGAGUGGGCCUGAUCACCACGACGACUGGAAGUCCACCUCACAGAUUAUUGAGAUCAAUGCAGACAAAGGAAAAUACGGCAAUCCGGGGGGUUGGAAUGACGCAGAUUUCCUGAUGACUGGGGGUCAGGGCUGUGAAGACAACGUCCCCCUGAAGCAUUGUCCUGGAAUGACUGAUACAGAAUAUCGUACAGAGUUCAUCAUGUGGUGCAUCAUGGGAUCAUCUCUCUUGGUUUCCACGGAUAUCAGGAACAUGACAGAUAUCAUGAAGAUGGCUCUACUCAAUAAAGAACUUAUUGAUGUUAACCAGGACAAAAAAAAUGGAACUGGCGGUAACAGGAUUGGAAACUGGGACUGCAGUGAGGGGUCCAAAUACUGUCAAAUAUGGGCCAAGCAUCUCCACGAUGGCCGUUAUGCUGUUGCUCUCUACAAUGCUGGAGAGAAAUCCCAUGACAUCACAUUUAAGUUUGAUCUUCUGGGAAAGUCCUGGACAUCUGUUACCAUGAGAGACCUGUGGGCCCACAAGGACUUGGGCACAUUCACCACAAGCUUUUCGGCUGAAGUUGAAUCUCAUGGUGCACAAGUGUACAUGGUAGCACCCACCUCUUAGAGAUUAUACUGAUAGACUGAAGCAUGGCGAUAAGAAUUGCUUUUUAUACAUGUAAUUUAUGUGAAUGGAGUGCAUUGUGCUUACAGCUGUGUGCAUGUAUUCUGGUUGUAGCUAGGUUGCCCCUUAAUUUGUACGUACAUACAUAUAAUUUUUUGCCAUUGUUUUUCAUGCCUUUCGAUAAUAAUUAUUACUACACACACAAAAA